This is a messenger RNA of Puma concolor (puma), 2727 nucleotides long. The record is from RefSeq and is a predicted model, not a curated record. NCBI's taxonomy places the organism in Eukaryota, Metazoa, Chordata, Mammalia, Carnivora, Felidae.
AUGCCGCACAAGAUUGGCUUCGUUGUUGUCAGCUCCUCUGGGCACGAAGAUGGCUUCAGUGCCCGGGAACUAAUGAUCCACGCACCUACCGUCAGUGGGUGGAGGUCACCGAGAUUUUGCCAGUUUCCGCAAGAGAUCGUUCUCCAGAUGGUGGAGAGGUGUCGAAUAAGAAAGCUGCAGCUGCUCGCCCACCAGUACAUGAUCCCCAGCAAAGUGGAGUUCUACGUCAGCGAGAGCCUGCCCGAGUACUUCGUGCCCUACCAGGCGGAGCGCUUUCGAAGGCUCGGCUAUGUCUCUCUCUGUGACAACGAGAAGACGGGCUGCAGAGCCCGGGAGCUGAAGUCCGUCUACGUGGACGCGGUGGGACAGUUUCUCAAGCUGACCUUUCACGAAAACCACCUCAACAAGUACAACAUAUAUAAUCAGGUUGCUCUGGUUGCAGUAAAUAUCAUUGGAGACCCUGCAGAUUUUGGUGAUGAAAGCAAUAUUACCUCUAGAGAGAAGCUGAUUGAUCAUUAUCUGGGGCACAACACCGAGGACCCAGCUCUGGAAGGAACUUGUACUGGGAAAUCUGACUACAUUUCUCCACUAGAUGACUUAGCUUUCGAUAUGUACCAAGAUCCAGAAGUUGCCCAGAUUAUACGUAAAUUAGACGAAAGAAAACGCGAAGCCGUCCAAAAGGAACGUUACGACUAUGCCAAGAAGCUGAAACAAGCUAUUGCGGAUUUGCAAAAGGUGGGCGAGCGCCUCGGGCGGUACGAGGUGGAGAAGCGCUGCGCAGUGGAGAAGGAGGACUACGACCGCGCCAAGGAGAAGCAGCAGCAGAUGGAACGGUUCCGCAGCCAAGUGUACGAGCAGCUGCGGCUGCACAGCCUUGUGGACGCCGAGCUGGUGCGAAGGCCUCCUGACCUGCCCCUGCAGCCCCUGGCGCACUCUGGCAGUCCUCGCCACCAGCAGCCAGCGCUCUCUCGACCGCGAGAGGACAGAGCCCCAGAAAGCCUGCGUGCAGAGCCCUUCCUUCAGGAAAAGCCUCCGGCACGUCCCCUGGGCCCUCCUCAGCCCGCCACAGCGGACCAGGCCCCGCCCGCCGUGGACCCUCACUUCAGGACUCACCUCCAGGCCGUGCCCUACGAUGAGCGGCCCCUUCCUGCUACCCAGAAGCAGCCUGUGGCGGCCCUGGAACCAGAGAAGAGUGACUGGGAUAGCAGCGAGGCUCCCAGAGGAGCUGCCACUGGGGAGCCGGAGCCCUUAACAGAGAAGGCAUUGAGAGAGGCCAGCGCUGCCGUGGACGUGCUCGGAGAAGCCCUGGUCGCUGGGGCCUAUUCCAAGACGUGGUCGUACCGGGAAGAUGCGCUGCUCGCACUGUGCAAACAGCUGAUGCAGAUGCCCACUGGAGCCCCCAAGGAGGAGCUGAAGAACGUUCUGCGAGCGUCCAUCUUCCUCGUGAGGAGAGCCGUCAGAGACCUCGUGACCCCAGUCUUUCAGGCUUCUUUGAAAUUGCUGAAAAUGAUAAUUACGCAAUAUAUUCCCAAACACAAACUGAGUAAGCUCGAAACGGCCCACUGUGUGGAGAGAACCGUUCCCGUUCUGCUCACCAGGACCGGAGACUCCUCUGCUCGCCUCCGCGUCAUAGCUUCCAAUUUUAUCCAGGAAAUGGCCUUGUUUAAGGAAGUUAGGUCUCUCCAGAUUAUCCCACCUUACUUGGUACAGCCGUUAAAAGCCAACUCUUCGGCUCAUUUGGCAAUGAGUCAGAUGGACCUCCUGGCCCGGCUCCUGAGAGACCUGGGCACCGGGAACACGGGUUUCACCGUCGAUAACGUGAUGAAGUUUUCAGUGAGUGCCCUGGAGCACAGAGUGUAUGAGGUUCGAGAGACAGCGGUUAGAAUUAUUUUGGACAUGUAUAAACAGCACCGGGCUUUUAUUCUAGAGUACCUCCCUCCAGACGACAACACCACGCGCAAGAACGUUCUCUAUAAAACAAUUUUUGACGGAUUUGCUAAAAUAGACGGCAGACCUACAGAUGCUGACACGAAGGCACAGAAGAAAGCGGCUACAGAAGAAGCGGAAAAACGAAAGAAAGAAGAAAUUAAAGCUUUACAAGGGCAGUUGGCAGUGCUCUCCGAAAUUCAGGCCGGAGUCCAGCCUGGCAAGGUCAGCGCAUCCUUCCCCGGUCGCCGCUGUCGGCCCCCCAGACAGACGCACGGCAGGCUCGCUUUAUGUAUCUUCUGUGGGGAGAGGAGUGAGUCCUUCACGGAGGAGGGCCUGGACCUGCACUACUGGAAGCAGUGUCUCAUGCUGACAAGAUGCACCUGCUGCAGGCAGGUGGUCGAGAUCUCCAGCCUGACGGAGCACCUGCUGACCGAAUGCGACAAGAAAGACGGGUUUGGAAAGUGUUACCGCUGCAAUGAGGCUGUUCUGAAGGAAGAGCUGCCCAGACACAUAAAAGCAAAGGAUUGUAAUCCCGCCAAACCGGAGAAGCUGGCAAACCGCUGUCCUCUGUGCCACGAGAACUUCUCACCGGGGGAGGAGGCGUGGAAGGCUCACCUCAUGGGCCCUGCCGGCUGCACGAUGAACCUGCGCAAGACGCACGUGCUGCACAAGGCUCUGCCGCCAGGUAAAGGCCCAGCCACGACCAAAUCAGGGACCUCCGUAUCCAAGGUCGGAAGCAAGAUCCCUACCCCAAAGGGACUGAGCAAAAGCUCUGGCAGAACAUACACAAAGCGGUGA